AUUCAGACCGAUGCGGGGAACCCGUGUCUCGAGGGGCUACAAGCAGAUUACGAACAAGCAUCUCGUGCGCGAGACUUCACUUUACUUCAACCUGCACACGCACCGUCUCGCAAAAGGAUGGGAAAAAUGGCUGAUGCCAAUUCUGCUCAGUCGACCCUCUCGCCGGAUAGCUGGGAUACUCAUGUCCAUGUAUUCGAUGCGUCGAUAGGGCCCUUUGCGCCUGGAAGAUCGUACACGCCAGCGCAGGCUACGGCUGCACAGUUGUUCAAAUUCAGUUCAAGCCUGAGCCAGGCACAACCUUCCAACGUUGUAAUCGUCCAGCCUUCUCCGUACGGAACUGAUAAUUCGGUCCUCCUGCGUUCAAUGGAGACCUUGCGUGAGGGUGGCAGUCGCAUCGUCCGAGGCAUCGCCGUGGUGGAUAUCGAGCAUACGUCUGACGCGAACCUCCAAGAGCUGCAUGAUCAUGGUGUUCGCGGGUUGAGGAUAAACAAGCAGGCGGAUGGGAAGUCCACAGAUCUCGAGGCUUUUCGAGAGACUAUUUUGCAAACUGCUGCAAGGAUUCAACACCUUCCGGGCUGGAAGGUUCAGCUCUUUUGCGCUCCUGCUAUGUGGGAAGAUCUGUACGAGACGAUAGUCUCCCUUCCAGUUCAAGUAAUUGCAGACCACGUUGGCGGCAUGCGAGCUCUAUCCAAAUUGCAGCUCAACGCUGAAGCAAGCGGCCUAGACGAUCCCACGAAACAACCCGGCUUCGAGGCUCUGGUAAGACUUGCAAGAGCCUCAAAGGUCAUUAUCAAGUUGUCGGGAUUCUACCGACUCUCCGAGAUGGUCAAAUCUGGUUGCGAGGACAUGGAGCCGAUUGUCAAGGCUCUCGUUGAGGCGGUACCGCAGCGCUUGGUUUGGGGCAGCGACUGGCCUCAUACUGGGGAGGGUAAAGAUCGCCUUAAUCGAGGUGUGGACGCGGUGGAGAAUUUUAGAGAGAUAAACGACGCCCUCAUUGUCUGCAAUUUGAGAAGCUGGGUUAAGAAUGAGGAGGUUUGGACGGAUUUGAUGGUUCAGAAUCCUGCGAGAUUCUACAGCUGAGCAGCGUUAAGCGGUCGUUCCUGAUCUUACUGAUGAUGUUUUAGAACGGUCUUCUUACUGCCUUAUCAAGUAGUACCCAACUCGCAAUAGAAAUAUUUAUUAACCAG
Messenger RNA from Colletotrichum phormii, 1187 nucleotides. RefSeq lists its product as uncharacterized. NCBI's taxonomy places the organism in Eukaryota, Fungi, Ascomycota, Sordariomycetes, Glomerellales, Glomerellaceae. The record is from RefSeq and is a predicted model, not a curated record. The transcript has 3 exons. Gene Ontology annotation, molecular function: hydrolase activity. The coding region runs from base 118 to 1080 and encodes 320 amino acids.